This is a messenger RNA of Physcomitrium patens, 2549 nucleotides long. Its product is annotated as transmembrane 9 superfamily member 3. Gene Ontology annotation, biological process: protein localization to membrane. Lineage: Eukaryota; Viridiplantae; Streptophyta; Bryopsida; Funariales; Funariaceae. Gene Ontology annotation, cellular component: membrane. The record is from RefSeq and is a predicted model, not a curated record.
CAAGGGAGCCUAACCUUCCCCACAACUCAUGUUGUUGAGCUCGUGCUUUUGUCGAUCGCGAAGGGUCCGAUGUGCAGGAUGUCAUCGAGGCAUUUGCGUGUGGCUACCGGAGUUUGUUAGAUCGGCAACCACCACAACAACAACAACCAUGCCGGAGUGUGCUUGAGAUCGGUGGUGGUGGCGGAAGUGGAACAAGGAAGAGUGCCUAGGGUUUGACGGACGGACAGACAGACAGACACAGGAUUGGGGUUUGGAGCAGGGGUGAAUUUUCUUGAGGUUUUUGUUUGUUUGUUUGUUGGUUGGUUCGUGGAGUUGGUGUAGGGGGAAGUUGCGAUGGCGCAGCGAAGAGCGAUGCUGGUAUUUGUGGUGCUGGCGCUGUGUUGUUUAGAUGCUGUGGAGGUGGAUGCUAGUGGCUCCAACCACAAGUACGCCACUGGAGAUCCCGUGCCGCUGUAUGCGAACAAAGUUGGUCCCUUCCACAACCCGAGUGAGACCUACAAGUAUUUCGAUCUGCCUUUCUGCCAUCCCGUAGGUGAGGUUACCGAGAAAAGGGAGGCUCUUGGCGAGGUUCUCAACGGCGACCGCAUGGUGGAAGCUUUGUAUGAGUUGAGGUUUAGAGUGGACAAGGAAAUGAAGACCCUCUGUGAAAAGACACUUACAAAGGAUGACAUCAAAAAGUUUCAAGAUGCUGUGAAGAACGAUUAUUUUUUCGAAAUGUAUUAUGAUGACUUGCCCAUCUGGGGGUACGUUGGCAAGAAAGAGGAUUCAGGGCAGGAUGUUAAGUAUUUUUUGUACACUCACGUUCAUUUUGAAAUCCUCUACAACCAAGAUCGAGUCAUUGAGAUCAAUGUCGGGUUCGAUCCUAUGUACACCGUGGACAUCACGGAAUCUAAGGAGCAGACAGUAAAGUUCACUUACUCUGCAAAAUGGAAGGUAACUGACAAAUUAUUCAGCCAACGUAUGGAAAAGUACUCGAAAUCUUCAUUUAUGCCACAGCACCUAGAGAUCCACUGGUUCUCAAUCAUCAACUCGUGUGUUACUGUCCUUCUACUCACCGGUUUCCUUGCGACAAUUCUGAUGCGCGUACUCAAGAAUGAUUUCAUCAAGUAUUCUCGUGAUGAAGAGGCUGCUGAUGAGCAAGAAGAGACAGGGUGGAAGUACAUUCAUGGGGAUGUGUUCAGAUUCCCACCUUACAAGUCCCUUUUCUGCGCCGUUCUUGGAAGUGGAGCACAGCUUCUUGCUUUGGCUAUCUUCAUCUUCAUGCUUGCCUUGGUUGGAGUAUUUUACCCGUACAAUCGUGGGGCUCUUUACACGGCGCUUGUUAUGAUAUACGCACUGACAUCAGGCAUUGCUGGGUACACAGCUGCUUCUUUCUACAAGCAGCUUGAAGGCGUUAAUUGGGUUAGGAACAUUCUCUACACUGGAGGAUUGUUUUGUGGACCAUUGUUUCUCACAUUUUCGUUUUUGAAUACAGUUGCUAUCUUUUACAAUGCAACUGCAGCCCUCCCAUUCGGCACAAUUUGCGUUAUUUUCCUAAUAUGGACGCUCAUCACGGCCCCUUUGCUGGUCUUGGGUGGGAUAGCUGGGAAAAACAGCAAAGCUGAAUUUCAAGCCCCCACCAGGACUACAAAGUUUCCCAGGGAAAUCCCGCCUCUGCCUUGGUAUCGUUAUACUGUUCCUCAAAUGGCCAUGGCCGGCUUCUUGCCAUUCAGUGCUAUUUACAUUGAGCUGUACUAUAUUUUCGCCAGCGUGUGGGGGCAUAAGGUGUACACCAUCUACAGUAUUCUAUUUAUCGUUUUCAUCAUCCUGAUAAUUGUGACGGCUUUCAUCACUAUUGCGUUGACCUACUUCCAGCUUGCCGUCGAAGACCACGAGUGGUGGUGGAGGGCCGUCUUAUGCGGGGGCUCCACUGGAGUGUUUAUUUAUGGAUACUGCUUCUACUACUACUAUGCGCGGUCAGACAUGAGUGGAUUUAUGCAAACGUCGUUCUUCUUCGGCUACAUGGCUUGCAUUUGCUUCGGCUUUUUUCUCAUGCUGGGCAGUGUAGGAUUCCGCGCGUCACACUUAUUUGUCCGGCACAUUUACCAAUCGAUCAAAUGCGAGUGAUAUCCUCGCUGUGUUGAUAUUGUCUUACUGAUCAAAGUUUCUGUGCCCUUAUGCACGUUGAUGUGUAUGACAAAUGUAUCAUGCUGAGAUCCGUUUGUUAAUUUGUCAGCACGUUCACUUGAGGUUUACAUUGGUGAUUAACAUAGUGUCGAGUCACUUUAUUCCUUCAGGAAUGUUUUUGAUAGUUAAGUUCAAAUUUUCAUUUCAAGGGUGAGGGGAUCACAAAUAGUUCAAUGGUUAAAUUAUGUUGCACUGAUGGUGUUUUAGGAAUUUUUAGGGAUUGAUGGAGUUAAAAUGGUUAAUUAGAAGGUUAAAUUUAUCUAGUACUCAAUGGUCAAGACAAGUCAAGUCUAUCUAGAAUGAAGUGAAAUUAUGGAGUCAAUUUCAAUCACCAUAUCAAAUAGCAUGUGUGGAUGUGCAUAUGACUCGAAGUUUGAGCCUUA